AUGACCACAAAUGUUAUUCGGAAUAAUGGACUCUGGAUUAUUGGUUGUAGUUCGGCAGUUUCUCAUGUGAUUUUGAAAUGUGUUGUUUGUCGUAGGUUACGGUGUUCCUUUGAAGGUCAAAAAAUGGCCGACUUGCCAUCUGACCGUCUAGAACCAUCUCCCCCAUUCACAUAUUGCGCAGUAGACUAUUUUGGUCCAUUUUAUGUUAAGGAAGGGCGAAAGGAAAUGAAGCGCUAUGGGGUUCUGUUCACUUGUCUAACUUGCAGGGCAGUUCACGUUGAAACGGCUACGUCCUUAGAAACUGAUUCAUUCAUAAACUGUUUAAGACGGUUCAUUGCAAUUAGGGGUCCGAUUCGUCAGCUUCGUUCUGACAGAGGCACUAAUUUUAUAGGUGCUGAAAACGAAUUAAAGAGCUCACUUGCAGAAUUACCAGUAGAUAACGACCAAAUAAAACAGUUCUUAUUAAGGGAAGGUUGUGAUUGGUUCGAAUGGAAAAUGAAUGUCCCUGCUGCUAGCCACAUGGGCGGCGUGUGGGAGCGUCAGAUUCGUUCUGUAAGAAGUGUCCUAGCCACGCUGUUACAUACUCAUGGCAAUUCGUUAGAUGAUGACAGCUUAAGAACAUUUUUGUACGAGGCUGCAUCGAUAGUCAAUAGUCGUCCGCUCACUGUCGCAAAUGUAAAUGACCCAUUAUCUGUCACACCAUUGACGCCCAAUCAUUUGCUCACUAUGAAAACUAGUAUUAUUCUUCCUCCACCAGGUAACUUUCAGACAAAUGAUAUGUAUUGCAAGCGUCGAUGGCGUAGAGUUCAGUUUUUACUGAAUCAGUUCUGGACCAGAUGGAGGAACGAAUAUCUACAAAACUUGCAGGUACGUAAGAAAUGGACAUCUGUAAAAAGAAACCUGUCAAACGGUGAUAUUGUUCUAGUACGUGAUGAUAAUCUAGCAAGAAAUAAUUGGAAAAUAGGGCGAGUACAGGAGGUGUUCAAAGACUCGGAUGGACUUGUACGUAAGGUAAGACUUGCUUUGGGUACGGCGUGUUUGGACAAAACUGGUAAGCGCAAUAAUCCUAUUGUGUAUAUGGAAAGACCAAUCCACAAGUUAGUGUUGUUGAAGGAAACCGAGGAGAUCCCCGUCGAGGAGCCUUGUUAA
This is a messenger RNA of Mercenaria mercenaria, 1149 nucleotides long. RefSeq lists its product as uncharacterized. Gene Ontology annotation, biological process: DNA integration. NCBI's taxonomy places the organism in Eukaryota, Metazoa, Mollusca, Bivalvia, Venerida, Veneridae. Gene Ontology annotation, molecular function: nucleic acid binding. The record is from RefSeq and is a predicted model, not a curated record. The transcript has a single exon. The coding region runs from base 1 to 1149 and encodes 382 amino acids.